AUGUUCGGUAACAACGCUCAAGGCGCCAACAAGCCCAUAUUUGGGUCAGCUGCUGGCACUGGCAAUAUCUUCGGCACCAAUGCGAAUACCUCAAAUGCUGGAUCCUCUGCGACAGGUGGUAUGUUCGGAAAUGUAGGAGCUGCACCAUCCGGAACACCCUCCGGAACACCCUCCGGAGGCGCAUCUGCUUCACCCUUUGGAGCAGCCCAACCCUCUCUUUUCGGCAGUGGUACCACCAACACCACUAGCGGCAAUGCCUCAUUCGGAUCCAACGCCACAUCUUCCUCCCAAAAAUUCUCAUUCGGUGGAGCUCAGCCAUCAUUUGCUGGAAGCUCAACUCCGGCAAAGACAGAAACAGCUACACCCAACACUACAGCCGGUGCAGGUUUAUUUGGUGGAGCAGGUGGUAGUAGCGCAUUUGGGAGUUCGAACACGCCCGGUCCCUCUACGGGAUCCUUGUUUGGGACCAACUCAACCACUCCCGCCGGACCUCCUCCAGCAGCCAAGGCGCCGCUCUUUGGCGUGAAUGCUGGAUCUACGAAUGCUCCUUCUAACACCACACCAGCUGCUGCCCCGCCGCAGGCAACUGGCGGCCUUUUUGGUCCCGCGCCCACUGCAUCGGCCACCUCAAAAUUGUCAUUCGCAUCUACUCCUGCUGCCGGUGGUCUCUUUGCUCCAAAGCCGGCUGAAUCCUCGACUCCGGCCACCACCACUGCAGACAGCACCCCCAAGCCCAGCAUGUUCGGAACCACCACCCCGGCGACGGGUGCUGCGCCAAAUUCGCAAGGUACCCUGUUCAAAAUGCCCUCUGCUGGGGGCGACGCGGCUGCAAAGCCCAGUCUAUUCGGGGGUGCUCCUGCUACAGCUAACACAGGUGCAACUCUGCCUUCUUUGGGAGCACCCGCAGCUUCUAGCGCUGCGCCCCAAAAGUCUUUGUUCCCUUCCCUUGGUGGUAAUACAUCCUCUGCUACACCCUCAUCCACACCUGCUGCUCCUGCUGCUGCUCCUGCUCCUGCUACUGGGCUGUUUGCCCCCAAGCCAGCUACAUCCACCACUCAAGGGGCCACGGCUACCACAUCCACACCCGCAGCCACAUCUGCCACCCCAGCCCCCCUCGGGGGAUUGUUUUCUAAGCCGGCUACUUCCACCCCGUCUACUCAGCCUGUCGCCACCACUACCAUAGGUGCUAGUGCUGAUAAAACCACUGCCGCGGCAGCAGCUCCGUCCACGACUGCCACUGCUGGUGCGCCAGCUGGUACUGGUGCCGCUGCUCUUGGUCAGUCAACUACAGGACCUGCUCCCCCAGCCCAGUCACGACUCAAGAAUAAGACCAUGGAUGAAAUCAUUACUCGAUGGGCAACAGAUUUGACCAAAUAUCAAAAAGAGUUCCGUGAGCAAGCGGAGAAGGUCGCUGAGUGGGAUCGGAUGCUGGUAGAAAAUGGAACUAAAGUGCAGAAGCUCUAUGGCAGCACUGUUGAUGCAGAGCGCGCUACCCAGGAAGUUGAACGUCAAUUGGCCUCGGUGGAAGGUCAGCAAGACGAGCUGAGCUCGUGGCUGGAUCGUUACGAGCGAGAAGUGGAUGAGUUGGUUUCUAAGCAGGGAUCCCCCAACGAGAACAUCUCGGGUCCGGAUCAGGAACGGGAGAGAACAUACAAACUGGCCGAGAAGCUCUCCGAGCGUUUGGAUGAGAUGGGCAAGGAUCUGACCAGCAUGAUCGAGGAGGUGAACGGUGCCUCAGCAUCCCUUACCAAGACCAACAGAGCAGACGAACCCAUCUCCCAGAUUGUGCGCAUUCUCAACUCGCACUUGUCUCAAUUGCAGGUCAUCGACCAAGGUACAUCCGAACUGCAGGCCAAGGUUUCUGCCGCUCAAAAGGCUGGCCAGUCGAUCUCCUCUCGCCUUGGCUACGGAUAUGCUAGUCCUGGUAUGGGUGGUGGCAGCCAUGUUGCGGAUGAUUUCUAUCGCUCGUACAUGGGACGGCGCUAA
This is a messenger RNA of Penicillium verhagenii, 1986 nucleotides long. RefSeq names its product putative nucleoporin Nsp1. Gene Ontology annotation, molecular function: structural constituent of nuclear pore; phospholipid binding. NCBI's taxonomy places the organism in Eukaryota, Fungi, Ascomycota, Eurotiomycetes, Eurotiales, Aspergillaceae. The transcript has 3 exons. The record is from RefSeq and is a predicted model, not a curated record. Gene Ontology annotation, cellular component: nuclear pore central transport channel; nuclear pore. Bases 1 to 1986 code for a protein of 661 amino acids. Gene Ontology annotation, biological process: RNA export from nucleus; protein import into nucleus.